This is a messenger RNA of Pseudogymnoascus destructans, 270 nucleotides long. RefSeq lists its product as uncharacterized. NCBI's taxonomy places the organism in Eukaryota, Fungi, Ascomycota, Leotiomycetes, Thelebolales, Thelebolaceae. The record is from RefSeq and is a predicted model, not a curated record. The transcript has a single exon. The coding region runs from base 1 to 270 and encodes 89 amino acids.
AUGCCAUCCCCACCCACCUCCUACGCCUCCUCAACCUACUCCUACUCCACCACCACAUCCACCGUCGACACCAUCCGCGACACCAAGCAAUCCUCCUGCUCUUCCUCCUCCAAACCCUCUAAAGGGGAUUCCUUCCUCCAAAAAACCAAGAAAAUUCUCUCCGGCCCGUCGCCAGAGAAGGAAGCAGCCAGCAAGGAAGCGCGUACUCCUACCCAGGCGAUGAUGGAGAAAUACGGUGCUGGGAGAGGGAAUAUUAUGGGGCCGCAUUAG